UCUGUUUUUAGGUUUCCAGACGAUUCUUAUAAGGUGUUCGAUCGAUUUGGGAUCCUUCACUCGGGUGAAAGCGCCGCAGAAGAUGGGGAAGCCAAAGGGUGAUGGUGGGAGGAGCAAGACGCGCCCUUCUAGCAGCAGCUUGGCUGCUUCUUUGUUACCGUCGGGAGUCUCAACCGUUGGUUUCGGUGGUUACCUGGGGAAUUCUCGGGUUGAAUCCUCUUCACCAGCAGAUGAUUCCUUGCCGUUUUCGGAUGUUGACAGUGAAAUGGCACAACACUUGAAGAGGCUUGGUAGAAAAGAUCCAACAACAAAGCUAAAAGCUCUUACAUCAUUGGCAGUUCUCUUUAAGCAAAAGUCUAGUGAGGAAAUAGUGCAAAUUGUUCCACAGUGGACAUUUGAAUACAGGAAGUUGUUGCAUGAUUACAAUAGAGAGGUUCGCCAAGCUACACAUGUCACAAUGACCAGUCUUGUUAAUGCCAUCAGGAGAGGCUUGGCUCCACAUCUUAAGUCUUUGAUGGGUCCUUGGUGGUAUUCUCAAUUUGAUCCCAUUCCAGAAGUUUCUCAGUCGGCUAGACGAUCAUUAGAGGCAGCAUUUCCAGCACAAGAACGAAGGUUAGAUGCCUUGAUGUUUUGUGUAAAUGAGAUCUUUUUGUAUUUAGAUGAGAAUUUAAAGUUGACACCACAAUCAAUGGUUGAUAAAGCCAUACCUGCAGAUGAGUUGGAAGAUAUGCACCAACGGGCAAUUUCGUCAUCACUGCUGGCGGUAGCAACCCUUGUUGAUAUUUUGUUGGGUACAAAAAUGCAGAACUGCGAUAAUGAAAGUUCUUUGCCAGAACAAAAACUUGUUUCCAAAGCUAGGACUGCUACAAUAUAUUCUGCUGAAAAUAUGCUUGCUACACACAAGUGUUUUCUUCAGUAUAUGAAAUCUAAAUAUCCUAUUGUUCGUACAGCUACAUAUUCCAUUCUAACUAGUUUUGUAAAACAUAUUCCACAUGCCUUUAAUGAAGAAUAUAUGAAGGUGCUUUCAUCUGCCAUUCUUGGUGCUUUCCAAGAUAAGGAUGCGUCUUGCCAUUCUUCCAUGUGGGACAUGAUUUUGCUCUUCUCAAGAAAGUUUCCAAAUGGAUGGUCAUACUGUAAUGUCCAGAAAGUUUUCCUACAUCGGUUUUGGCAAUUCUUAAGAAAUGGUUGUUAUGGAUCGCAACAGAUUUCAUAUCCAGUACUUGUUCUAUUCUUAGAUUCAGUGCCUACUGAUGUAGACCUCGGAGAACAAUUUAUUUAUGAUUUCUUCCAAAAUCUAUGGGAUGGAAGACACUCAUCACACUACUCAGCUGCAAAUACUUUGGCAUUGUUUGGUGCAUUCAAAGAAUGUUUUCUCUGGGUGUUGCGCAAUGUAUCAAGAUAUUUUACGGCAAGAGAUGGCAAUAAUGAUCCUGCCAUCAAGUUAACGAAUGAUAUUCUGGUAGAACUCUUGUUGAAUGACUAUCUAAUGUUGCCUAGCCUGAAAAAGCAAGAUGGGAAUUUGCUAGUGAGGUCUGAUGUCUCCACUGAUGAUGGUAAAGAAAAUUCAAAACAAAGAACUAGUAGUAGUUAUGAAGCAAGUUAUAUUCAGGAGUUGGUGAGGUGUAUUGUUGGCAUUCUGGUAGACAUUUCUCUCGAAGAUAGAAAUUUGCUCAAUGUGUUCUCCACAUCUUUUCAGAAGGACUGCCUUGAGAUUUUAUGGCAAGGAGAAUGCUUGCAAAAUUUUCAUGAGCAUGUAGAACGAAUCACAAGAUUUUUUUUGUUAUUGGAUGAACUUGUGUUGCAGAAAGGUCAUGAUUGGCCUUUGAAAUUUUUAGGCCAACCAUUGAUUAUGACCACUUUCCCGGUGAUUAAAUCCAUGGACUCUCCAGAUGCUGUCAAACUUCUGUCUGUCUUAAUUGAAAUUUUUGGAUCUGUAGUAAUAUUGUCUAACUUUGUUAACCCAAAGGACGAAGUUCGCGUUGAAGUCAACGUGGAGCAUUUUCUGCAGACAUUUAACAGUGACCUCAUUCCUUGGUGUUUACAAGGAAACAGUAAUUCCAGCAGUUUGAAACUUGACCUGCUGCUUGACUUAAUUCAAGAUGAGUGUUUCUCUAAACAAUGGUGCUCAAUCAUUAAUCAUUCCAUAAAACAAUAUGAAAUGUCAGACAAUUCCAGUCAUAUUGAGGUGCUAGCUAUGCUCAUUGAGAAGGUGAGAGAAAGAAUAAGGACCAAGACGCUGGUCAAUUUACAAAGAAGUGGCUUCUUCCCGGAGCGUUGGCGGCAUAAUUUGCUUGACUCUGUUGCAAUAACUAUUGCCCACCAUUCUCCUGUGAGAAGUUGUCAUGCUCAAUUUCUGUGUGCGGUGCUUGGAGGCUCUGUUGAAGAUGAUCAAGUGUGUUUUCUAUCUGAAGAAGCAUGUACUAUUGUAUGGGAGGAGAUUCUGAAAAACUUGGCAUCAUUCCUUACCUCAUUUUCAUUUUGUUGGGCAGAGUUUGCUUGCUCUUUGUUUCAAUGUUCUGAGUCUAAGGAUUUACUGAAAUUGCAAGAGCCAUCUUUCUCAAUGAGGUUUGCAAUGGCCCGAUUUGCUUUUGAAGUUCUCAAGGGUAGCAUCUAUUGUUUGAAUAUAAUUGAUAAGAAUUGCAGUUUGGUUUCUUCUAUUUUAGCAGCAUUAUUCAUUGUUGAUUGGCAAUACAGUAUCACAUCUCAGGUUUGCCAGGAUGAUAGUUCAGAGGGUUCGAAAAAUACCACUGAUAUUGAUGUCUCAGUCUGUGCAACACAAAAUGUUAUUAGCAAUGAUUCCAAGGAGCAGGAUGAUGCCAUGUUAAAUUUGGGAAGAAAAAUACAUGCUCUUCGCCAUACUAUAAGUAGUUCUUUCUGGAAAAGCUUGAGUGCAGAUACUCGAUCAAGGUUGGGAAACAUUAUAGUACAGACUGUAAGGUUUGUGCUACUUGACACGGAUGAUUUAGUUGCUCCUGAAAUAUCUCAUUCAUGUUGCGAAUGGAUGCUGGAUAUUUUAGAAAUAAUAUGCCAUAACAAAGAAGAGUUGCAAAUUUUGUUGGAUCAAUUGUUGUCUGAGGGGAAAUCUUGGCCAUUGUGGGUCAAACCAUUCAUCCGCCGUGGCAGCAUAUUGGCAACCUUCCAAGAGGCAACUUCCACAGGCAUUAAUGAACACAGUAAUUAUAGAUUUGUUGCUUUUGUUGACAAGCUUAUUGCAAGGCUUGGAGUCAACAUAGUAAUUGCUGGUUUUACAGAGACUUGUACUUCAGUAGCAUCACCAGACACUGAGAUUGUUUCAUCCUUCCCAUCUCCUUACAAACGGGAGUGGCUUGCUGCUGAAAUGCUUUGCUCAUGGGAUUGGAAAGAGAGCAGUGUUACAGAGUCAUUCCUACCAUUGCUGAACAAAUAUGCAAAAACUGAAGCAUCUAUACCUGAAGCAAAUGUUACAUCUUCUAUCAUCAAUAUGUUGCUUGACGGAACCAUUAUGCAUGGUGUCAGUUAUGAUCAGUGGAUAUCUUUUGAUUCAUGGAAGGUUCCACAUAAUGAGGCUGAGAAAAUUAAUGAUCCAUUUUUGCGUGGCCUAGUUUCCAUGCUCUCUUCUAUGUUUGUCGAUGAAAAGGUUGGGGGAAAUUUUGCAGCUAUUGCAUUAUUUGAACAACUAGUGGACAGACUUUUCAUGGACACCUCCAUAGAUCAGUCAUGUCUCAGAGUUCUUCCUUUUGUUACAAGUAUUACUAUUCAAUCAUUGCUAGAAAGCUCGGAAUCUACUGAUGCAAUUGCAAAUAUUUCACUAUCAUCUACAGAAGACAAUUUAGUGAGGACAUAUAUCAUAAGUUGGCUUGAAAAAUCUCUUUCUUUUCCAUCUUUAUGCUUGGGAAAAACAGAACAAAAUGUUGGUGAAUGGAUCCAAGUUGUCAUAUCUUGUUUUCCUCUAAGGACAACAUUGGAAACUGGAAAUUCUAUUGUUGACUUGCUGAGGCAUGCCAGCAAUAAUGAGUCAUCUUUGCUUCUGAGUUUAUUCAGAAAGCACCUGUACUGCUAUGAUGCUUCUGCAGCCAUUGAUCAGAUAUCUCCUAUUUCUUCCUCUAGUGGAGAUUUAGUUUCUUCAUUGUUGGUGCAGAUUCAUCACGCAAAGCUAACAGCAGUUUCAGUUGGGUAUUGUUGGCAGGAAUUUGUUGAAGAUGACUGGAAUUAUGUGUUGGAUAAAUCACAUAGGUGGAUUGAAUUGUCUGUUCUGUUGAUGGAGGAAAUAGCAGAGAGCAUAGAUGAUGCAAUAGUCCAUUAUACAACUACUGAUGACUUGGAACAUACUGCAAAGAAACUUGAACUAUCAGUUCAGGCUUAUGAUUCAUUGAUAAUAAGUAUAUCCACAACUGCUUUGGUUAUAUUCCGUCUUGUCUCACAGCUUGAAGAACACAAAACAGACAGUACCAAUGCUUUGCACCUGUUAAGACUAGGAAAGUGGGCAGACAUGAAAGAUCGAAUUAUGGCAAGUAUCUUGAGGUUGUUUUUUGCAACUGGUGCUACAGAGGCUAUUGCAAUGUCGUGCAAUGAGGUGUUUUCAACUAUUGUAGCUUCAAGUAGACUUCCUUAUUCAUAUUUUUGGGGUCUAGUUGCCUCAUUUGUUAGUAACUCUCCUAAACAUGUGAAAAGUGCAGCAGCAGAGUCAAUGGAACUUUGGGGUCUUAGCAAGGGUUCCAUCAAUGCGUUGUAUGCUAUUCUUUUCUCAUCGAGACCAAUUUCAUAUCUACAGUUUGCCGCUUACAGUUUACUUUCAUCUGAGCCUAUGUGUCAUCUUUCACUUGCUAAAGAAAGUAGUCUGGAAGGAGAAGGUAAUUUGUUUGUGGAGUCAGACCUCUCAUCAAAUGUUGAAUUAUCUACAGAAGGAAUUUUCUCUUUUAGAGAUGAGUUAUCCUCUCUGAUCCAAAAACCAAGUGCCGAGCUUCUAAAAACGGACUUGUUAUCACAAGAUAGGGUAAAUCUCUUUAUUGCCUGGGCUUUACUGCUUUCAUGUCUAAAUUCAUUUCCAUCUUCUUCCAAAGCUAGGGAAAAAAUUGUCCAACACAUACAGGACUCUAUUAGUCCAAUGAUAUUAGACUGCAUUUUCCAACACAUUCCUUUGAAGAUUGGUGCAAGUAAUCUAAAGAAGAAGGAACUUGAGCUAGUAGUUGAAGCAUCUAAAGCUGCCAAUGCUGCUAAGCAUUCGAUUACAACAUGCUCGUUGACAUUAUAUGUACAGUCACUUUGGCCUGUUGGAAAUGAGACAGUGGCUUCACUUGCUGGUUCAAUAUAUGGAAUGAUGAUUCAUCGUCUUCCUUCUUAUGUGCGCAAUUGGUUUUCUAGCUUACGUGACCGUUCUCUGUUAACUGUGAUCGAGUCCUUUACUAAAGCUUGGUGCAGUCCUCCUCUCCUUUUGAAUGAAUUCUCCCAGGUAAAAGAAACUGUCUUUGCAGAUGAGAACUUUUCAGUUAGUGUAAAUAGGUCAGCAUCUGAGAUAAUUGCUACUUAUAAAAAAGAAGAGACAGGGAUGGAUCUUGUAAUUCGCCUUCCGAGUUCUUACCCCUUGCGCCCAGUGGAUGUAGAGUGCACAAGAAGCCUGGGUAUUAGUGAAGUAAGACAACGAAAGUGGCUGUUGUCAUUGACAGCAUUCAUUCGUAAUCAGAAUGGUGCAAUAGCCGAGGCAAUUCUAAUUUGGAAAAGCGAUUUUGACAAAGAGUUCCUUGGUGUUGAGGAAUGCCCUAUCUGUUACAGCAUAAUCCACACCACAAAUCACAGUCUUCCUCGGCUUGCUUGCAAGACUUGCAAGCACAAGUUUCACUCUGCUUGCCUUUACAAGUGGUUCUCAACUUCUCAUAAAUCAACUUGCCCAUUGUGCCAGUCUCCUUUCUGAUCUAUGUUGCUUCAGUUAUUGUAUAUACUUUGGUAUACGGUUCUAAAUCAUAUGGAUGAGUUUUGUCCGGGGAGAUGUACCAUACUGUAGCAACCUUCAGAAUCAUUUGAAGAUGCAGCCGGUCAUGGAAUUUCUUAAAGCAACAACCGGACUCUCAAGAGAAUAGAUCCAAUUACUAAUCUCAAGCAAACAAUCUAUUCAGGAGACAACGCUGCAGCAGCAGCAAAAACUCUCGCUGCCCGUGCCCCGCUUCUUGAAGUUGGGAGUUCUUCAUUGAGCCCUCUCGGAAGAUCACAAUCAUAUCAGUCACAUCACGGUCAUCAUUGGUAUUUGCAUUGAUGGCAACUGAGAGCAUCCUUCUCUGGACCAUCCACAAAACUUGAAUUCUCACUAAUCUGCUUCACCAACUUGGUUGUAUUUGAUCGACAGCAAUUUGUUCGGAUCAUCCUGGGUAAGGAGAAUAAAAUUUUCCAUACUUGUUAUGAUUAAUGAUAUGUGGCUUGUUAGCAGUCAUAUGUUCAACUUGGAUGAAUCAGGUUGAAAUGUAUACAUCUCUCUCCCCAAAACCCUCGUCCAAACAAUUUUAUCUUCACAGUUCAGGUGCGAGUUAGUUCUGAAUCAAGUUACUUGAACAGAUCAAGUAUGAAUUGUGGUGUUGAUAUCAUUGGUAUUUUAGUGUCCUAAUUUAGGAAAAAAAAUAGAAUAUUUUUUAUUAAUUAUCAUUUUUGCCCUUGGCCAUUGUCUCC
This is a messenger RNA of Musa acuminata AAA Group (dessert banana), 6633 nucleotides long. RefSeq names its product E3 ubiquitin-protein ligase listerin. Gene Ontology annotation, biological process: ribosome-associated ubiquitin-dependent protein catabolic process; rescue of stalled cytosolic ribosome. Gene Ontology annotation, cellular component: RQC complex; cytosol. The transcript has 17 exons. The record is from RefSeq and is a predicted model, not a curated record. Gene Ontology annotation, molecular function: ribosomal large subunit binding; ubiquitin protein ligase activity; zinc ion binding. Bases 83 to 5887 code for a protein of 1934 amino acids. NCBI's taxonomy places the organism in Eukaryota, Viridiplantae, Streptophyta, Magnoliopsida, Zingiberales, Musaceae.